Molecule: messenger RNA, 1348 nt
Organism: Oryzias latipes (Japanese medaka)
Lineage: Eukaryota; Metazoa; Chordata; Actinopteri; Beloniformes; Adrianichthyidae
Gene: cd63
Product: CD63 molecule
Biological process (GO): regulation of vascular endothelial growth factor signaling pathway
Cellular component (GO): plasma membrane
Source: RefSeq, a predicted model, not a curated record
CACCUGAUAAAAGCAGAAGGUCCGCUCAGCAGGCAGACGGAACGGAGUAUCUGAGAACGAAAGGGUGGCAACGUGAAAACUUGGUCAACAACUUCGACGCUCAAGUGCUUUUACAGGAGGUGAAAAAAACUUUGACUCAAAGAAUUAUUAACCAUGGGCGUUGAAGGGGCUAUGAAGUGUGUCAAGUUCUCACUUGUCUUUUUUAACUUCAUUUGCUGGUUAUGUGGCCUGGCAUUGGUUGUGGUGGGCAUCAUGGUGCAGGUGUCUCUACACAACACCUUAAAGAUUAAAGACGUUUCGAUGUCAGGAAUUCCCAUCGUAAUCAUUGCAGUUGGAGCGCUGAUUUUCUUCAUUGCCUUCUUUGGCUGCUGCGGAGCCUGGAAAGAACACUACUGCAUGGUCACCACGUUUGCUGUCCUCCUCACCCUGAUCAUCAUCAUUGAAAUUGCAGCUGCGAUUGCAGGAUUUGUCUUUAGGAACAAGAUCUCACCUAUCGUCAACGAAGGUCUCACUAAAAUGAUUGAAAAUUACAAAAACGGCACAGACGAUUUCAAAGCAACUGUGGAUCAAAUACAGGAGAACUUGAAGUGCUGCGGUGUGAACAGCUCUUCUGACUGGAGUUACCUGGACUCUGAUGGGAAUUCAGUUCCGGACUCAUGCUGCAUAAACAAGACUAAAGGAUGCGGGAAAGGGAGCAUGAAGAAUGCCGGCACGGUGUAUCAGAAGGGUUGCCAUGAUGUCAUUGAGAAUCUCUUGAAGACAAACAUUCAGUGGGUCAUCGUUGCAGCCAUCGUCAUUGCUUUGGUGCAGAUUUUGGGUGUUGUGUUCUCCUGCUUGCUGAUGAAAAGCAUCAGAAGUGGCUAUGAAGUCAUGUGAUCUACAGCUGAGGAGAUGAGCGCUUGGCCGCCGUGUGCUGGGAUCUCCACUUGAAAACAUAUUUUAAACCUUCUUUCAUUGUACACAGAAUAAUACAUUUCUCUUAAAGAAAUAGUGGGUUACAUUUCAUAGAUGAGCAAUAUCUCUGCUUUGAUAUUUUACAUUUCUUGUUCAAAAUGUCAGACAAAAUGAUGGUCUAACAAUAGUAUAUGUAUUUGGCUAAGAAGUCUAAACACCUCAUGCUUGUAAUGUUAAUUGGGAAUCUCUUUUUUGAGGUUUUUGUUGUUUGUUUUGCUGGGUUCCAUUUUUAUUACUGUUUAAAGGACAUUGAAUUUGUUUAAAAACCACUCAGACAUUUGGCAUGAAGAUGUUUAAUAAAAUCCUUAUUCUCUAAUGGUGUAGAACAAAGGAACAAAACAUUCAGCAUUUUUUUGUUGAGCAAAUAAAUUAUAAAAUAAAGAUGUAAAGAAAA